CAUUGUAUCGAUAAAUUUGAUUCACACUAUACGGAUUCAUGUGGGGUUGGAGCAUGGGCAGAGAAGUGGUAUUUCGAUCAUCUGACUGGGUUAUGUCAUCCGUUCUGGUACGAUGGCUGCUUAUCGACAUCGCAGAAUAUUUUCAACGAUCGUGAAACGUGCCAAUGGCUCUGUGAAAUGCCUUCGCUACCGAGCAGUACGGAUGUCACUUCGAAAGAUGCCUACCGAUGUCUCGAGGAGAAAUCGCCUGGAAUGUGCAAAGAAAAGUAUCCAGCGUAUUUCUAUAACAAGGAAACGCGUCGUUGUGAGCCAUUUGCUUACAGCGGAUGUGCAGGCAACGGAAAUCGUUUUCUCACUUUACAACAAUGUGAGAGCAUAUGUAAUCAAUUCCGAAAGCUUUCAGUUACUUCACUAUUAGGUUUCACUGAUAAUGAAGAGAAGAGUGAAUUCAGUGUUGUUUUGAUGUAUCAGUGGACAAUGCAGCUGAGCACUCUUGCAAUAGAGAACGCACGAAGAGAAUGA
Messenger RNA from Anisakis simplex (herring worm), 522 nucleotides. The record is from the annotation of a GenBank genome assembly. Lineage: Eukaryota; Metazoa; Nematoda; Chromadorea; Rhabditida; Anisakidae.